Molecule: messenger RNA, 1830 nt
Organism: Colletotrichum higginsianum IMI 349063
Lineage: Eukaryota; Fungi; Ascomycota; Sordariomycetes; Glomerellales; Glomerellaceae
Product: Cytochrome P450
Exons: 2
Coding region: 1-1830 (609 amino acids)
Molecular function (GO): monooxygenase activity; heme binding; oxidoreductase activity, acting on paired donors, with incorporation or reduction of molecular oxygen
Source: RefSeq, a predicted model, not a curated record
AUGCUGGGCACCGUACUACCCGGCCGGACCCUGGACGAGCCAAAGGUCGUCGAUGCCAUCCUCCCCUCGCCAUCCCACGCCCUCUGCUUCGCCGUAGCAGGCCUCUGCCUCUACCUCCUCUACAGAUGGGCGCUCCCCAGACCGAUCCCCGGCAUCCCCCACAAUGAGGUCGCCGCGAGGCACAUACUCGGCGACAUACCCUCCCUCAAGGAGGGCAUCGACCGCACCGGCGAGUUCAACCUCUGGCUCCUCGAGCAGUCGGCCCGCCUCCGGUCCCCCAUCUUCCAGGUCCUCAUCCGGCCCCUCGGCCGACCCAUCGUCGUCCUCACCGACUUCCGCGAGACCCAGGACAUCCUCAUGCGCCGCCGCGACUUCGACCGCUCCUCGCUGGUGGCCGACCUGCUCGAGGGCGCCGGCCGCCAGCACCACAUCCACAUGAAGACGGGCGCCGAGUGGAAGCGCCACCGCCGCCUGCUGCAGGACCUCAUGUCCCCCGCCUUCCUCCACGAGGUCGCCGCGCCCACCGUCUACGCCGGCGUCCUGCGCCUCAUCGCGCUGUGGGAGGACAAGGCGCGCAUCGCCGACGGCAGGCCCUUCGAGGCCGAGACGGACAUCUACUACGCCGCGCUCGACGCCGUGACAUCCUUUGUCUUUGGCGGCGGGUUCCCCCACAGCGCCAUCCGUCCGACCGUGGAUCUCGUUGAGGCGCUGGCCGAGGACGAUGUCGCCCGGCUCCGGGAACGGGCCGAUGCGGCGGGCAGCCCCGGCGGCGGCGGAGGCGGCGGUAGUGCCGGACCCCUGGAUUUCCCCCAGGGGAAGUGCGACGAGACGAUCGAGGCGACGCUCAACGUGGCCGCGUCCAUCGAGCAGCUGCAGGGCUCGCCCAUACCGCGGAUCAAGUGGUGGUUCGUCGAGAGGCAAGCCGCCAUGCGCCGGACGUUCCGCACCAAGAAGGCCUACGUGAGCGCCGAGAUCACCAAGGCGCUCGACAGGCUGCGCGAGGUCGGCGACGAGGAGUCCAAGGUCCUCUCGGCGGUCGAGCUGAUGGUGCUGCGCGAGAAGAAGCUGGCCGAGAACGAGGGCCGCGAGCCCGAUUUCUUCUGCGACACCAUGGUCGACGAGGUCUUUGGAGUCGUCGUCGCGGGCCACGACACGACGAGCACCACCAUGUGCUGGGGCGUCAAGCUCCUCGCCGACAACCCCGACAAGCAGACGGCCCUGCGCGGCGCCCUCCGCGCCGCCUUCGCCGACGCCCUCGCCGAGAACCGGAGCCCGUCCGUCACGGAGAUCUCGGGCGCCAGGAUCCCCUACCUCGACGCCGCCAUGGAGGAGAUCCUCCGCUGCGGCGGCGCCACGCCCAUGGUCGACCGCGAGGCCAUCGCCGACACGCAGCUGCUGGGCCACCGUAUCCCCAAGGGCACCGUCGUGCUGUGCCUGAGCCGCGGGCCGGGCAUGCUGAAGCCCGCGCUCGAGGUCGACGAGGCGGCGCGCAGCGCGAGCAGCCGGGCCGCCAAGGCGCGCGCGUGGGACGACGCGGACAUCGGGCUCUUCAGGCCGGAGCGCUGGCUCGUCGAGUCCGCUUCCGCCCAGGGGGGGGCCGAGUUCGACCAGCAGGCCGGCCCGCAGCUCGCGUUCGGUCUCGGCACGCGUGGCUGCUUCGGGAGGAGGCUGGCGUAUCUCGAGCUGAGGAUCAUCCUGACCUUGAUCGUGUGGAACUUUGAGCUGCUCCCGUGCCCGGAGAAGCUGUCCGGCUACGGGGCCCGGGAGGGCUUGACGUAUAAGCCGAAGGAUUGCUACGUGCGUCUGGCGGCUCUCGGCGGGAAGAAAUAG